AAGUGCCAAGAAACAUUAAAGUCAUUCAUCUUUCUGUUUUGGUAAAUAACAAAAUUUUCGUUGUGCAAAAAGAAGAAAAAAUGUCAAUUUCCAAGGAACAACUCUCCGAUUACAAAGACAAGUAUGAAGAAGCCGAAAAUUUGGUUGAAGUGGACAGUAAACAUGAUCCUCCGACCGAACCAUAUCGUUCCCACUACAAAGCGAUGGAAAUUCUUGUGGAAAUGCAACAAAAUUUGAAAAAUUUGCUCAAUGAUUUACCCGAAGAUGAAAAUGAUGAUACUCGUCGUUUGUUGCUGUAUAUACUAGGAUUUCUCUACAAGGAUACGGGUCGCAUAUGUGUCUGGACACAGGAGCUCACAAAUGGUGAAAAGGAUUUGAUGAAAUGUCUGGAAUUGUUGGAACCGUAUAAGAUGAAUCAGGAAUGUGUGAAUGCAUAUUUGGGAGCGCUGAAUCAGAUCGGUGUUUUGUGGUCGAACAGAAAUGAUGCCACUACAUCUAAAGAGUACUUAGAGAGAGCUGAUAAACUUUUUAACGAAUUUAAGGCAUCUAAGAAGAGUCCAUUCACCAUCUACGAUAUAUUCGGAUCGAAAGACGAAAUCGAGCAUGGAAAAGGGAUGGACAUGUUGGAACAGACACACACCCUAACGCUGUACUAUCUAGCGCAAAUUCUCGGGGUAUUGGGCGAUUUACACCAAUCGGCGGUGCUUUGUCAUCGAACUCUACAAAGACAACUGGAAUUUAACGACUAUGAGCAUGUUGAUUGGGCGUUGAAUGCAGCCACUUUGUCGCAGUACUUCUUUCAAAACGAUAGACACACCGAAUCUAGACAUCAUCUUGCCGCUGCAUCGUAUAUCAUGGGCAAAUAUGAGUCGCAAAUGUUACAGCCUGAAAUGAGUGAAGAUGAACGAAGCGCCGUGCUGGAAGUAUUUAAUCAUAGAUCUGCAGACAUAAAUCGAUGUUGGGCAAAGUAUGGUCUGAAUUUGCUAUUGGAGUCGCGGAAUCGGUUGAUGAAAGACGAUGAAGAUGACAGCGAUAAGGACAAAAUUCAGGAAGGCAUGGAAAAAGUAAGCUUAGGCGAGCAAUGCAAAUUUGAAAGUCUUGCUAUUGGCCCAUUCGAGGAUGUUAUUACCGAUCAGUACGCUUUGAUGUUUGACGAUGCAAAGCCGAUCUUUCUUGCAAUCCAAACUUGGUUGAACAAGGCCAAAGAAUAUUACACCUUGGACUCGGAGGCAUCAGAAUAUGCGAAGAUUGUUCAAGACCAAGCCAGUGCAUACAAAUAUUUAGCUUUCUACGACUUCGAUGAUGGUAAUCGUUGUAAACUACACAAGAGACAGGCUGAUUUGUUGGAAGGCCUACUCACCAUGAAUCCCACGUAUUACAUGAACAUUUGUCGCGAGGUUUGGUUCGAACUGGGCUCAACUUAUUCGACCAUGAUGGACAUCAAAUUGGAAGCAUUCGAAAAAUUGAAAAUUCAAGAAAAUCCACGACCCCAUGUGAUCAACAAAAUUAAUUUACUCUGCCAGAAAAGUAUCACGAAGUUUCAAGAAUUCAUUGACUCCUACAGCGACAAAGGUACAAACGAAUUGCGAAAGAAUAUUCCGGCCGAUGAAAUGCAACCGAUUUUGUUCACUUACUUCCAAAUUGGUCGAUUGUAUUACAAAUUCAUUACGCCGGAUAAGAAGUCACAGAUAACGAAUGUGUCCAAUUGCUUGAAGUACUACACACUGUUCAUGAAGACGUACGAUGAGAACAAGCCGCUAGCCGAGCAUUUCAAACAGGAGUAUGGUGUCUGCAGGGAAAUGGUGGAAUUGUUACCGCUGAAAAUCAUGAAACUUCGCUCGGAAGCCGAAGGCAGUGCCUAGGAUUGUACUUAGCAAACACGUGAGGGGUACUGCGUUCUCCACGUUUAAUGUUACUAGAGAAAUAAACUUUGCUUGUUCUCAAUGA
Messenger RNA from Bradysia coprophila, 1947 nucleotides. Its product is annotated as KIF-binding protein. Gene Ontology annotation, biological process: neuron projection maintenance; microtubule cytoskeleton organization; central nervous system projection neuron axonogenesis. The record is from RefSeq and is a predicted model, not a curated record. Lineage: Eukaryota; Metazoa; Arthropoda; Insecta; Diptera; Sciaridae.